CAUCGAUCAGAUCUGAUCUUUUUUGCCUCUCCCCUCCUCGGUGGCUCGCCAUGCCUUUUGCGCAACUGGUCAUCGGACCCCCCGGUGCGGGCAAGUCUACCUACUGCAAUGGAAUGCAUCAGUUCCUCGGGGCGAUUGGCCGCAAAUGUUCGAUUGUGAAUCUGGACCCCGCAAAUGAUAAGACGUCGUAUCCGUGUGCGCUGGACGUCCGCGACCUCGUCACGCUGGAGGAGGUUAUGAGUGAAGAUCACCUGGGUCCGAACGGAGGUAUUCUGUAUGCCAUGGAGGAGGUGGAGGAAAACUACGACUGGCUGGAGGAGGGGUUGAAAGGGCUCGGAGAUGACUAUGUUCUUUUUGAUUGCCCGGGUCAGGUUGAGAUCUUUACGCACCAUUCGUCGUUACGCAAUAUCUUCUUCAGAUUACAGAAACUGGGAUAUCGAUUGGUCGUCAUCCACCUAAUUGACUCCUACAACCUCACCCUCCCGUCGAUGUUCAUAUCCGCCCUCCUGCUCUCUCUCCGCGCCAUGCUCCAAAUGGAUCUCCCUCACCUCAACGUCCUGACCAAGAUCGACAACCUCUCAAACUACUCGCCCCUCCCGUUUAAUCUAGAUUUCUACACCGAAGUCCAAGACCUCUCAUACCUCCUUCCGCAUCUAGAAGCCGAGUCUUCCCGCCUGUCACACGAGAAGUUCGGACCGCUUAACAAUGCCAUCGUUGAGCUCGUGGAGGAAUUCGGGCUGGUUGCGUUCGAGACGCUGGCGGUUGAAGAUAAAAAGAGCAUGAUGAGCCUGCUGCAUGUGAUCGAUCGAGCCAGCGGCUAUGUGUUUGGCCCUGCGGAGGGUGCCAAUGAUAGUGUCUGGCAGGUCGCGGUUCGGGAAGGACUGGGGACGAUGGAUGUUCGUGAUGUCCAGGAACGGUGGAUCGAUGCCAAAGACGAGUAUGAUCAGAUGGAGCUCGACGAACUAAAAGCCGAGGCGAAGGCCAAAGAGGAGGCUGCGCAAGCUGCCCAGGCGACGGGUCAGAACGAUGACUUCGGCGAUGAUGAUGACGAUUUCGCCCGAGGACCCAUCCCCGACGGUGGUGUGAAGGUGGUGCGAAAAUCAUGACAUGAAUCCGAUUCGUUUCUAUACUAUACAUGUGUAUCAUAGGGUAUCUCUAAUGACUUAAGAAAACUUCGCCC
Messenger RNA from Aspergillus steynii IBT 23096, 1180 nucleotides. RefSeq names its product GTPase GPN2. Gene Ontology annotation, cellular component: cytoplasm. Gene Ontology annotation, molecular function: GTPase activity. The record is from RefSeq and is a predicted model, not a curated record. Lineage: Eukaryota; Fungi; Ascomycota; Eurotiomycetes; Eurotiales; Aspergillaceae. The transcript has 3 exons. Bases 51 to 1106 code for a protein of 351 amino acids.